UUGUACGGGGCAACACGCCAAGAUUCGCUCUUUAUUAGAUUCAGAGGCUUAAUCCGCCAUUAGAAAGGAUUUUCCGGCUCGUACGCUAAUUGUAGAAUUCCUCAUUCGACACCCUUAAGAGGAAAACGCUUUGUAGCAGAGUAAAGAUAAGGAAAUACAGACUUCGAUGUGACGAUGUCGUCCUACCAGACGACCUAUGAUGAACCUUUAGGAAUCGUGCCUCACCAAGUUUAUAUCUACGCCUCCCAAAUCUACCACAGGCUGUACCACAAACGGCCAUCGGACCAGGAGUCCAUCAGAUACGGAAACGUCAAGGGAGGUCUAGAGAUCAACCAUGUAGAAGACGAAGCGACGAGAAGACAGACCUUUAAGCUGGCGUACGCGGCACUGAAGUACCAGGACCUGCUGGAGGACGUCAUCAUCGAGUCCGGGUUCCAGUCGAGCAACCCGCUGCCGCAGGAGUCCAUGUGCCUCACAGUGGUGGCGUUUUAUGUGCUGCUCAACAACAAGUUCUACCUGCCGAGACGGCAUCGCAGGGGGCCGGUUAUAGAAGAGGUAAUACUAUACGUUUUACCUGCCAAGGCGGCAUCGCAGGGGGCGGUUAUAGAGGAGGUCCAAGAAGUGCAAGACGCCUUACAGUCCGCUAAGACGGGGCUGAACGCCACCUUGGCCCGGUUAAGGAUUCGGGACCGGAUCCUGACUCUGGACUCACUCCUCCCGGAUAACAUCAGGAACAGGGACAACUACGCCAGAACGCUCCCUGUUUACGGUUGGGUUAACACCGUCAAGUCUUGCUUCGAGGAAGUAGUGACGGGAUUGGAGGAAGACGGUUUCAAGGCGCCCGACCCCGACGACGAGGCAUUCGAAGGAAGGGUGUACAAGAAACUGCUGCACUUCUCGGACACUCUCGUCUUCCCAGGGGAGAACAAAGAGAGGUUACGAGACCACCCGCUUGUGCAGAACGGGAGCCUGAUACUCCAGGACCGGUCUGUGGCCAUGCCAGCCUACACCAUCAAGUCUCUUCUCAGUCUCAACUCCGGAUGUGACGUCAUGUGCACGCAUGCGGGGUCCGGACACCUGGCUGCGCACGUUUGGACACUCUUAGACCGGGAAGAGUUUCAGGUGUACGCCCUUGGCGCGCGGACCCCGGAGCAGGCCAGUACCCUGAGGGGCACGAUGUCCCAGAUGGGGAUGCAGUACGUCAAGGUGCUGCAGGAGAACUUUAUGGACAUCCGGCCGGACGACCCGCGCAUGCACAACCUUCAGGUUAUCCUCCUAAACCCGCCCAACUCGCAAUCCGGCCUGUGUAACCCGAUGGAGUCACUCGUCCACGGCGAGGCAGACGUCGGCAUUCUCAAGGAAUUCUCGUCGAAGAAAUUCAGCUCAGGAAAGCUCGGCGACCUCGUUUCCACUCAGGUGAACCUUAUCAAGCACGCCAUGGGGUUUCCCACGGUCAAGUUCAUCGUGUACUUCACGUCUUCCGUCUUUAAGGAGGAGAACGAGGAGGCGUUGGCGAAAGCGCAAGAACAAAUGAACCCAGUGAUCAACAAAACGCCCGGCCUCCUCCCGUUUAAGGUUCGUGCCUCGCCGCUUCCCAUCGCCAAGACGAGUCAGGACCCUACGUACGUCAAGUUCCCGAUGUCGUCGGAAAUGAACGGCUGUUUCGUCGGGAUUCUGGAGAGAAAGGGCGACACUAGAGAGUUGCUUGCCAGAGCGCAGAAGUUUGACCUCGGGAUAUAAAGGACUCGCUGUCGAUGAAUUUUAGACAUCCAGGUAAUAAGAUAUGCCCAAAAGCAGCUAUUCAAGCAACCGGAUAUAAUUUUGAAAACGGUCAGACGUUUCAGAUAGUAUCCAUCUUUCGUCAGUGACACUGAAGUGAUCUGGAAAAAGUGGUCGUUUAUACCCUAUGGAUGAAGACAGUUUCAGAUGUCCAAUUCAGGAAAUAGGAAAUAAAGUAAGACAAAGUCAAGCAGAAGACAAUUUUGGAUUCAAUAUGGGAAACAUAGCUAAGACAAAGUUGAUGCAAAUGAGUCAAUAAGCUCCUGUUGUUCCUGACUCGCCUGGAAUCCACCCUCGGUUUGAACUGCGCAUGGUCGAAGGUCCCUAACUUGUAAAGAAGUCUUGUGAAGGUCAUGAUCAUGUUCGAUACAUGUCAGACUCGUUUGGUCUCGGGGGCCUUAAUUCUACUUCUUACGUAUUCGGCUGCUUACAGGCAUAUGCGCACAUGGAACUAGAAUAUGAUAGAAGGGCUACAUUUUCCAUUUAAUAAGAAAUAGAACUUCGGAGGGUAUAGUGGAAGAUAUGAUUGGAAUGAUGAUUAGUGCAAGGAAUUUCGACUUAAAAGAAAUUACAUGAUAGGGGCAAGUAGAAAAUGAAAAGUAGAGUUAGCCAGUGUUUGGAUCCAUAUUUUAGACACGUGCACGUGUCGCCAUACAAAUGGAUCUUCAGAUAUUGUAUUUGAUUCGUUUGAUAAAACUGGCAUUUUGUACGAACAUACUGGCAAUAAGUGAUUUAGCUGUAUAUAAAAAAGUAUUAUCUAUAUAGAAAUGUGGCAAAUAAGUAAAAACAAGUUUUAAUGGAAAAUUGAUAUAUAUCCGUUCGAAGCAAACAUCUAGUAAAUGUAUAGUUCAAGAAUCCAAAUACAUGUACAUUGUUCGCCUGAGAAACAUACUAAGCAUUAUUUAGCUAAAUUAGUAUCUACAUGCUUGAACAAUGCAAUAUACUACAUCAAUUUGAAAAGCAAUGAGAAAACAAAACAUACUCUUUUAGAAUAUAGUACUGCAUAAUUUAGAACUUUUGUAUGUAUAGUUCUACCUUAGAUAUUUCAAACUCAAUAAAAAUCAUUCCUUCUGUGAAUGCUGUCAUAAAGAUAUUUUCAGUGUGUGUGUUUGGCGGACUGUGUUCUACCAUCUUGUUUCGAGAAGUAGAACUAGCUAUUACAGUUCCAAGAAAAGUUGCAGAACUAAAAAAAAAAUUCUCCGGUAACUGGAAUUUUUUGCGGAUGUUGCAAUAAUAUAUCACUGCAGACUCCACAAAUAUCUCAACUUACAUGCUUUAAUUUUCACAACAUUUACAAAAUCUCACAGAGAAAAGUAUAAACAGUGUAACACAAGAUGCAAGUGUCUCCACUGACAGAGCAUGUACAUGUAUGGAUAUGGCAUAUCAGUAGUUAGUAACAUGUUCAGAAGCCUUUUUCACUAAGCAAAUAAAAUCGUCGUACCAUUGUAAAUAAAUUCAUUCCAGAAGUAUGUUUUGCGACAGUGAAAAAGUCCCUUCAAACUUUCUUCAGACAUGCUACAUUCUUGACUGAAAAUUUACAAGAGUCAAAGAAAUUUCAUAUGUUAAGAAAUAUAAAAA
Branchiostoma floridae (Florida lancelet) is the source of this 3357-nucleotide messenger RNA. Its product is annotated as putative methyltransferase NSUN7. Lineage: Eukaryota; Metazoa; Chordata; Leptocardii; Amphioxiformes; Branchiostomatidae. The transcript has 9 exons. The coding region runs from base 175 to 1740 and encodes 521 amino acids. Gene Ontology annotation, molecular function: methyltransferase activity. The record is from RefSeq and is a predicted model, not a curated record.